Molecule: messenger RNA, 3522 nt
Organism: Monopterus albus (swamp eel)
Lineage: Eukaryota; Metazoa; Chordata; Actinopteri; Synbranchiformes; Synbranchidae
Gene: sgk1
Product: serum/glucocorticoid regulated kinase 1
Exons: 10
Coding region: 1388-2683 (431 amino acids)
Biological process (GO): protein phosphorylation
Molecular function (GO): ATP binding; protein serine/threonine kinase activity
Source: RefSeq, a predicted model, not a curated record
CGCUGAAAGGGGGUCUGUUAAAGGUGCCUGGAGACCUUGGCAACUCUCUUGCAACUUGUUGAACGGUGGGGCUGCAGGCAGUGGAGAUGAGAACCGCUUCAGCUCUGACAGUUUGUGUAUGGAAACGGAAUGUGGUGUGGUUUUUGGAUUUAAAAUGGGCAGUUAUGGUGGGAUUUUAAACGCUUUUUGUGCCAGUGUGACUAUUUUAAUCCAAAAAUGUAGUUUACCUACGUUAUAUUGUAUUUUACAACUGUUUACACUAUCAUUUUUAAUUAAAAGGUACGUGCCGUUAUUUCAAUUAGGACUUGUAAUGAAUUUCCUCUUCCUUUUUACGCAAGGUCAUGAAUACCUUCUUUAAAUGGAUUUGGCCUUCAGGCGUGAUAUCGCCUUACAUACCUUCAUUCCUCUGAGGGGUGCAGAUAAACUUGGACCAGGUGCCUUACAUAAGACCGUGUGAGCAGCUGAGUUUGUGUAGUCCGAAGUGUGCCAGCGCACUGCGCAGCGCAGACUGGAAUUUUCCACACAAUUUCGUACUUGAUCAUCAUGUGUUUUUGAGAGUCUCACCUGUAGGCUGACAUAAAGUGGGUGGAAUGUACAGAAUGAGGAGUUGCUCCGUCUGUGCUUUUCCACUACCAGAAGCUUUUCUUGGCAUCGCGCCUCCCUUCCUGGGCUCAGGCUGUCCCUCGUCUUUUGUACACUGAGGGAACCUGCGUCACUCCCUGCUGUUUUAACUGAGUAUUGGCCAAAGAGCGAAGUUGAUAGUUCUGGUUAAGAGGCUAUCAAAUGACUUGUGACAGGACCUGCUUGUAGACUGGGGGGUUAGACAGGCCGAACGCAAAAAUAAUGAGGAGCGAUAAUGAUCGUGAACAGUUUCACUUCGCGUGCGCAUAUCUGCAGUUUCUUCUGUACUAAUUUAACUUUAAGGGCGACAAUAUGUUAGUUAGUAGAUAUACAAAAUAUAGGUUAUAUCAUUUGCUUUUGCAGCUUUGUGCAGACUGAAAAUUUGCUGUCCUGGUGACAGUUUGAAACUGUGUGACACAUUACGCAAAGCUGCUGUGGGAUUGCACAAACAAAUGUCCAAAUAGCAUAAACCGGCCUUUGACUGAGUGGUGGUAAAGUACAUUCCCCCCCUAUUUUUCCGGUUUUUGACGCAAGCACAUCUUGAGGUGUGGCCAUGACGCCCUGGGAGCGCAACAGCCGCUGAUUGGUCGAGAAGUAGGUUUGCUAGAACAAAAUGUUUCCUUUGAAUGACGCCCAUCGGGAGGUGCGUGUGUUUGGGACAGCUCCUCCCUCGCUCCCGGUACGUUAUAAAACAAGAGCCACACGCAAGAUAACUGUAUCUGGUUUUUGUGCAGUUGAUCAGUGCAGAGCUGCUGUUUAAACCACCAUGACGAUCAACACAGGAACAGAAAAGUCUGGCCUAACUUAUUCGAAAUCUAAAGGAUUAAUGACUUUAGUUACUGCUUUUAUGAAACAAAGGAGGAUGGGACUGAACGACUUCAUUCACAGGCUUGCCACAAACUCCUACGCCUGCAAGCAUUCUGAGGUUCAGUCUAUUCUGAACUUAAGUCCUCCCCAGGAUGCUGAGCUCAUGAACACAAACCCCUCUCCUCCUCCCAGUCCAUCCCAACAGAUCAACCUCGGACCAUCCUCUGACCCUUCAGCCAAACCCAGCGACUUUCACUUCCUCAAGGUGAUUGGCAAGGGCAGCUUCGGCAAGGUCCUGCUCGCACGUCACCGCACAGACGACCAGUUUUAUGCAGUCAAAGUUUUACAAAAAAAGGCCAUCCUCAAGAAGAAGGAGGAGAAACACAUCAUGUCAGAGAGGAAUGUGCUGCUAAAGAACGUCAAGCACCCAUUCUUGGUGGGCCUGCACUACUCUUUCCAAACAGCAGACAAACUGUACUUCGUCUUGGACUACAUUAAUGGAGGAGAGUUGUUCUACCACCUACAGAGAGAGCGCUGCUUCCUUGAGCCUAGAGCCAGGUUCUACGCUGCAGAAAUUGCCAGCGCCCUGGGCUACCUCCACUCCCUCAACAUUGUCUACAGAGACUUGAAGCCAGAGAACAUCCUGCUGGACUCCCAGGGACACAUCAUUCUCACAGAUUUUGGCCUGUGCAAGGAGAACAUCGAACCCAACGGGACCACGUCAACUUUCUGCGGUACGCCAGAGUAUUUAGCUCCAGAGGUGCUGCACAAGCAGCCAUAUGACAGGACAGUAGACUGGUGGUGUUUAGGAGCUGUUCUUUAUGAGAUGCUCUAUGGCCUGCCUCCGUUCUAUAGCCGUAACACAGCAGAGAUGUAUGACAACAUCCUGAACAAACCGUUGCAGCUGAAACCCAACAUUUCCAACUCAGCCCGACACCUGCUGGAGGGCCUGCUGCAGAAGGACCGGACCAAGAGGCUGGGCUGCGCAGAUGACUUUGUUGAAAUUAAGAACCACGUAUUCUUCUCCCCCAUCAACUGGGAUGACCUCAAUGCCAAGAAGAUCACCCCGCCCUUCAACCCCAAUGUGACGGGACCCAACGACCUGCGGCAUUUUGAUCCAGAGUUCACUGAUGAGCCUGUGCCCAGCUCCAUCGGCUGUUCCCCAGACAGUGCACUAGUCACAGCCAGCAUCAAAGAGGCUUCUGAGGCCUUUGUAGGCUUCUCCUAUGCCCCUGAAAUGGACUCUUACCUAUAGGGUUUAAACACAGGCAUUCAAUGGACACAAGAUUAGACUUAACAGGACAUGAACAUGUGGUGUUGCCAUGGACUUGCAUCUUGAACCCACCCUACAUUUCCCAAUCAGGAUGAUGGAUAUUUCCAAAGCAACCCUGCAACACCCCUGCAUUAUACAUGUGUACUUGCCAUAAUCUCUCCAGCUCGUGAAUGCACUGAAGAAGACUUGCUACAAGUGGAUGUCUGCCAUUUGAAUGACCCACGGGGGUUGUAAUCCUCCUUCUUACCCUGAUUUACCAACGCACAAAUUCUUCAACCUUCCACAGUGGACACAAACCAAGAUCCCUCUUCAGCCUUCAUUUACCCACUUUUAAACUAAUAGUGGAAGUCCUUUGCACAUAGCUCAGGCAGCUUAAAAGCCCCCCUCAAAUGACAAGCACACACACCAACUUACACCUUUUCUCAAAACAGGAAGGCUAGAUCAUACCAUACCAGUCCUGAAAAGGAUCUUUAUCUAUGUAGCCAAACAUCUCCCCUCUUUUGAGAUCUUGUCUACCAUCCUCGAAGACCCAUCUGUUGCAUCUGAAUGAGUAGCUUGGAGUAGACAUUCAUUUUGGUGCUUUAGUUGCUUCUAAUUUCCUUUCUGUGUAUAAAGGGGAGUCAUUUGAGGCUGAAUGUUACAGAGGGGGACAUUUUAUUUCACUCAAAGGUGCCUUUGUUUUUUCUUUCCAUCAGAACUCAUAUCUUUUGAGUUUAUCUGUGUCAGCCUUAAUGUCACCAUUUCACCCGCUCCACACCUGGCUGCAGGUGGGAGGAUGUGUGUUUUUUUUUGUGUCACUUUGUCACUAGAGAGGAAAGAUG